Molecule: messenger RNA, 2235 nt
Organism: Scophthalmus maximus (turbot)
Lineage: Eukaryota; Metazoa; Chordata; Actinopteri; Pleuronectiformes; Scophthalmidae
Gene: serpinc1
Product: serpin peptidase inhibitor, clade C (antithrombin), member 1
Exons: 8
Coding region: 120-1481 (453 amino acids)
Molecular function (GO): serine-type endopeptidase inhibitor activity
Source: RefSeq, a predicted model, not a curated record
GAAUCUGUUGACCAACAGACGAUCAAUGUCUCAAAGGUCGAGCUUCUGACUCGUCGCUCUGCGGGACACUGACCUGACUCACAACACAACGUCAACUGCUCAGUCUCGUCAGUUCCAGAAUGAGGGCUGCUGAUUGGUUGUUGGUUCUGGCGUUCCUGCCGCUCAUCUCUCUCGCCGACCGUCUGGACAUCUGCAGCGCCAAACCCAGAGACCUCGCUCUGGAGCCACGCUGCAUCUACCGCAGCCCCGAGCCCGAGGGCCCGACCCCCGAGGGCGAGGGCCCGACCCCGGAGCCCGUCCCCGAGUCCACCAACCCCCGAGUGUGGGAGCUGUCGAAGGCCAACAGCCGUUUCGCUCUGUCGCUGUACAAACAACUGGCACUCAGCAAGACCCCCGAGUCCAACAUCUUCCUGUCGCCCAUCAGCGUCUCCACCGCCUUCGCCAUGACAAAACUGGGAGCCUGCGGCGAGACGCUGGAGCAGAUCAUGAAGGUGUUUGAGUUCGACACCAUCAAGGAGAAGACGUCAGACCAGGUCCACUUCUUCUUCGCCAAACUGAACUGUCGUCUGUUCAGGAAGAAGGACGAGACCACGGAGCUGAUCUCCGCCAACAGACUGUUCGGAGAAAAGUCUCUGGUCUUCAACGAGACGUAUCAGAACAUCAGUGAGACGGUGUACGGAGCCAAGCUGCUUCCUCUCAACUUCAAGGGGAACCCGGAGGGGGCCCGGGACGCCAUCAACAGCUGGAUCUCCAACAAGACGGAGAACCGCAUCCAGGACACGCUGCCACAGGGAGCGCUGGACUCAAGCACCAUCCUGGUCCUGGUCAACACCAUCUACUUCAAGGGUCAGUGGAAGAACAAGUUUGACACAGAAAACGUCUACGUGUCAGAUUUCCACGUGAGUGCGACUCGCAGCUGCUCCGUGGACAUGAUGUUCCAGGAGGCCGCGUUCCGGUACCGACACUUCCCCGACGACCACGUGCAGCUGCUGGAGAUGCCGUACAGCGGAGACGACAUCACCAUGGUGAUCGUCCUGCCGAGCAGGGACACCACGCUCAGUCAGGUGGAGGAGAGUCUGGACCUGAACAAACUGAACCACUGGUUGAGUGAGAUGGAGGAAACCAGCGUCUCCAUCCAUGUCCCUCGCUUCAGGGUGGAGAACAGCUUCGCCCUGAAGGAGGCGCUGCAGGCCAUGGGACUGACCCACCUGUUCAGCUCAGAGAAGGCAAGUCUGCCAGGGAUCCUGGAGGAUGGCAGCGAUACUCUCUACAUCUCAGACGCCUUCCACAAAGCUUUCCUGGAGGUCAACGAGGAGGGCAGCGAGGCGGCGGCGGCCACAGCCGUGGUGGCGGUCGGACGCUCCUUCAACCUGAACCGACACGUCCUUGUGGCCGACCGACCGUUUCUGCUACUCAUCAGAGAGUCGACCAUCAACACACUGCUGUUCGCCGGCCGGGUGGCCGACGCCUGCGUCCAGUAGAACCUGAAUCAUCAGUCUGAACCAAAUCAAUGCUUCUCUGUGAAUAAUGUAACGAGGUAUAGAAACAUGGUGAACAGAACCGACACAUUCUACAGCUCAGAUGAGUUCUGGUCCCUUUGGACGACCAGAACAUCAACAUCAUGAGUGUAAAUAUAUUUUGUCUCUUUAGCAGAAUAAAUACAUGACGUGUCAGUUUGUGGUGUGUGGGAACUUCACCAUCUGAUUCUAACCUGCAACUUCCAUUACUGUUAGAUAAUUAGUUAUAUAUAUAUAUACACAUACACACACACACACAUAUAUAUAUAUAUAUAUAUAUAUAUAUAUAUAUAUACACACACACUACAUCUCCAUUAUCUGUAGUUAACAUUGUAAGUCAUUUAGUUCAACUUCUAUCUAUUGUGGCUACAGAUGCUCGAUUACUGAGCGAUAUGAUAACAUAACGUUCUACAUGAUAUUUCUGUGAUGUUGAAGAAAGAAGCAAGUCGCUGCAGUUUGACACGUAAAGUGCUUUAUUUCCUCUGGAGGAUGCGACCUCUGACCUCUGACCUCUGACCUGCGACCUGUGCCUAGUGGUCAUAGUGAAAGGAGCUUCUUCACAUUUUUCUACCCUAUAAUAAUCGACCUUUCCCCCCCACCCACUGACAGAGACAUGCAACAUAAAAGAUUUCCACAUAGAAACGUUUCGGUUGUCGACGACACGUGUUCUGUACCUGCUCUUAGAAAAUGUACAGUAUUAAAAGUUAAUUUACUAAAA